This is a messenger RNA of Phaethon lepturus (White-tailed tropicbird), 1050 nucleotides long. It is a transcript of the gene DPM1, whose product is annotated as dolichyl-phosphate mannosyltransferase polypeptide 1, catalytic subunit. The coding region runs from base 1 to 723 and encodes 240 amino acids. Gene Ontology annotation, molecular function: dolichyl-phosphate beta-D-mannosyltransferase activity. Gene Ontology annotation, cellular component: endoplasmic reticulum membrane. Lineage: Eukaryota; Metazoa; Chordata; Aves; Phaethontiformes; Phaethontidae. The transcript is spliced from 9 exons. Gene Ontology annotation, biological process: protein O-linked glycosylation via mannose; GPI anchor biosynthetic process. The record is from RefSeq and is a predicted model, not a curated record.
AUGACGUCACAACUUAGGAAGGCAGUACCAUUAUCCGUGCUGCGAAAUACCAAAUAUCGUUCACGAGUGAUGGAGGGCGUGCAGCCAGUUGUACCUAACACUGGAAACAAUUUUGAAAUUAUCAUCAUAGAUGAUGGCAGCCCGGAUGGGACACAGGAAAUUGCUGAACAAUUGGAAAAGAUAUAUGGAUCAGAUAAAAUACUUCUGAGACCCAGAGCAAGAAAGUUGGGCCUCGGCACUGCUUAUAUUCAUGGAAUGAAGCACGCCACUGGGAAUUUUAUUGUUAUUAUGGAUGCUGACCUCUCUCACCAUCCAAAAUUUAUUCCAGAGUUUAUCAGAAAGCAGAAAGAAGGCAAUUUUGAUAUUGUAUCUGGAACAAGAUAUAAAGGAAACGGAGGAGUAUAUGGCUGGGAUUUGAAAAGAAAAUUAAUCAGUCGUGGUGCCAAUUUUAUAACUCAGGUUUUGCUGAGACCAGGUGCAUCAGACUUAACAGGGAGUUUCAGGUUAUACAGAAAAGAAGUCUUAGAGAAACUAAUGGAAAAAUGUGUUUCUAAAGGAUACGUCUUCCAGAUGGAGAUGAUUGUUCGGGCUAGACAGUUAGGAUAUACUAUUGGAGAGGUUCCUAUUUCAUUUGUGGACCGUGUCUAUGGAGAAUCUAAACUGGGAGGCAAUGAAAUAGUCUCCUUCUUAAAGGGACUCUUGACCUUGUUUGCUACAACAUGACAGUUUAUUCCUAAAUUAACUUUUUUUGAAAAACAUUUUCUGACCUGUGUGGUUUUUAAUAUAUAAUAGCAGAAGCUUGAUAAUUUGUGUGGUGACCAGAAGACCUGCUAUAAACUAACAAUUAAAUGAACCACCAAUAAUAAACUAAAUAUAUUGUAUCCCAAAAUGCUCCUUUCAAAAUAAAUGAACUGUAUAUUAAACUAAAAACUAAUAAAGACUAAUGCUCUAUUCUAUUUUUGUAAAAAUAACGAAGUCUUAAUAAAGAACACAAAGCUAAAUGAUCUUUUGCAUUUAGAAAUGAAUCAUUAUUCAGCAGAAAGUAAAGAU